Molecule: messenger RNA, 824 nt
Organism: Rotaria sordida
Lineage: Eukaryota; Metazoa; Rotifera; Eurotatoria; Philodinida; Philodinidae
Source: the annotation of a GenBank genome assembly
AUGAUCUUUUUUCAACAGGUUUAUCAAGGUUCUAAAAACAGUGAUGCAAAUUUACGCAAACAUUUAGCAAGUUCGGUUCACCAAGUUCCAAAUGUCUUAUAUGCAUCGCAAACAAAUGAUGGUUCAAAUGUUCAAGUUCCUGUUCCAGUUAUAUCACCUGAACGAAAACGUGAACUACAUACUGCUGCAGUUAAUUGUAUAUUACGUGAUGGUCUUGCAUUUGGAAUAUUUCGUGAACCUGGUAUGAGUCAAUUUCUCCAAACAGCUAUUCCUGGAUAUGUUGGUCCGAACCGUAAAACAGUUCGACAAAAAAUAGCAAAGAUAUAUUCAUCAUACACCACCAAACUUCGGUCUGUUCUAUCCAAAGUCGAUUUUAUUGCACUCACAUGUGAUCUUUGGCGAAGUUCAAAACGAGUACAUUACAUUAGUCUUACUGGGCAUGUUUUUAAUACGAAAUAUGAAACUGUUCCAAUUGUACUUGGUUGUCGUCGUGUUAUCGGCCGUCAUUUAUCCACAACUAUUGAACGUUAUAUUGAAUUUGAAUUAAAACGACUUAAUAUUAAACAAGAACAACUUGUUAGCAUUACCACUGAUAAUGGUUCUGAAAUGAAAAAAGCAACAUCAACACUUAAAUUUGGCAAUCGUAUUUCUUGUAUGGCCCACAACCUUAAUCUGGUAGUAAAGCGUGGUCUCUGUCUUUGGACAGAACCAAAUCCAGAUGAUUUUCCAUUGGUUCUUGACUCUAAUUCUGAUGAAUGGGAAGAUAUUGAUGAUAUUGAUUACGGUGCAUCCGAUGUUGAUGAAAAUUUAAUUGAAGUAGCUAC